Astrephomene gubernaculifera is the source of this 931-nucleotide messenger RNA. NCBI's taxonomy places the organism in Eukaryota, Viridiplantae, Chlorophyta, Chlorophyceae, Chlamydomonadales, Astrephomenaceae. The record is from the annotation of a GenBank genome assembly.
AGCAAUUUAACUUUGUAUAUAGAAGUUGUUAAACGGUUGCCACAUAUGGCGAACGAGCUCUCUGAGCCAAACGGCCCUUCUUAUGUGCGACAGCUCGCUAAGCGCUGAAGUGAUCUGCCCACCGAUUUUACAAAACGUUGCAAUGUUAUAGUAGAAACGCUUUGAAACAAUACUACGUAGGCUGCCGAGCUAGAGGGCCUCACAGGUUGAAGGAUGUCUGCACCGGGCGCUCACGGUGCCGAUGGCCGUGGCCCUGGGCUUGAUAUUCUGGAUGAAGUCGCAGCAGCGCAGCAGUAUGUCCUUGACUUACAGGUUCUCUUCUAUUCUCUGAAGACUGUUGCAGCCAACUCUCGCAAGGACGCUGCCCUAGCGGGUGCCGAGGCUGGUACAAACGCUUCAGCUGUUGGCGACAGCAGCGGAAAGGAUGCCCGGCGGCGUUCGAUUGGUACCUCCACGCCUCCGGAGUCCAACUCUGCGGACGCAACCGCUGUCUUACAACAGCAAAUUGACACAUUAAUACGGCAGCUCGAGGUGGAGCGGGUGGAGAGGGCGCGGGUGCAAGAGCAGUACGAUCAGGCAGCUGCCAUGCUAAGAAAGUCGUACGGCCAGAUCGUGGAUGACUACCUGUUCGCUACGGCGCAGCUGCAUGCGCGAACCAAGCAGCUAGAGGCCCUCAUCGCAGCCACGGCACCCGCUGCAGCAGCUGCUGCUGCUCCCGAGGACGAUGAGGAUGUCGCGCCUGAAGCAGCAGCAGCAGCACCGCCUGGGGAGCCCCUGGGGAGCCGCGUUCCCAAGCCAGCCCACGCCUACCAGGCAGCGGCAGGAGAACAGCCGUGGAUGCGGGGCGCUACUGCAAGCGGGCGGGCGGGCACGGAGGCAGCAGCAGCUCCGCAGCAGCAGCACGUGGAGCGACGGCAUGUGGAGGACGCUG